AAAAAAUCUGGCCAAGGUACCGAUGAAGAAAUUCCAAUUACAUGGAAAUAUUUCAAGCCAUUGAUGUUUUUGGAAAGAAACAAAUUACAGCAAUCUACUCAAUCGACAUCAUCAUUACUAUUGGAAUGUGGAAACACAAAUGAUUAGGUUUUUAGUGACAUUGGAUUUAGUGAUGAAAUGUCCUUUCUAUCACCAUCACUGCCUGCACAACAGCCAAAACGUAAGAGCAUCACCCCACCCUCACUCUUGCCAACAAAUCACAGACGCAAUGAAUUGAAAGAGAUGGCUGUAAAUGCACUACAGUCCAUGAAUUCUAGACAAUUAGAACCAAAGGAUUCAUCCACAGCUUUUGGCGAAUAUAUUGCAGCAGAAUUGAGGAGCCUUACACCGGAACAAGCGACAUAUGCUAGAUCAAAGUUGAGACGAGCCUUCAACGAUAUAAUGGAUGAAGCGGCUUUAAUGGUACCACAUCAACAGCACCAAGAAAACAGAGAUGUUUUGUUUACUCCAAUACAAACAAUCCAACCAAACCAAGGCAAUGAAUAAGUACUCCAGAAAAUUUCCAAGAAAAAAUUUAAUUUUAAAAUAAAAAACAACAAAAACUUUUUAAGAAAGCCAUAAUAAUUUUUGAGCUAUAUAUACAUAUGUAUGGUAAUUGAAGUGAACAAAUUUUGUAUGUACAUCCUACAUCGAUGCGAAAUAUAAAAAUCUAUUUUACCCUUUAAAAAUAUUUUUAAAAUA
Messenger RNA from Lucilia cuprina (Australian sheep blowfly), 741 nucleotides. RefSeq lists its product as uncharacterized. NCBI's taxonomy places the organism in Eukaryota, Metazoa, Arthropoda, Insecta, Diptera, Calliphoridae. Gene Ontology annotation, molecular function: DNA binding. The record is from RefSeq and is a predicted model, not a curated record. Bases 178 to 546 code for a protein of 122 amino acids. The transcript has 3 exons.